Nicotiana tabacum (common tobacco) is the source of this 642-nucleotide messenger RNA. NCBI's taxonomy places the organism in Eukaryota, Viridiplantae, Streptophyta, Magnoliopsida, Solanales, Solanaceae. The record is from RefSeq and is a predicted model, not a curated record.
AUGGUUGAGCUUGGUACUGCACGGGUCAACAAGGAGAGUUCUAACGUCAAGGAACUAAAAGAACAGAUUGCCAGUCUUAAGGCAGCCUUAGCAAGGAAGGAAGAAGAGCAAGGGCGCCGCCCAACUUCCCGAUCAAGUACUCCAGAAAGAGUCAGAACAGGAUCAUGCGGAUCUUCUCUUUCUUCUAGUUGUAAGAGUAUGAUGGUACCAUCAACUGAAUACUUACAUACGGUUAACGAUGGUGGGAGGCAUUUCACAGUCUGCCUGUUAGAGAAAAAAUGUGUUUGUGGGAGGUUCCAAGUUGAUGAAUUGUCAUGCCCACAUGCUUGGAUUGUAUUGAAAAGCAAGUUUCUAAUGCGAGAAGAAUAUUUCUCUAACUAUUACAAACCAAAUACAAUUGUAAUGACAUACGAUGUGCCAAUGUACCCGCUAUCAGACAGAAAUGACUGGAAUAUACCAGAACAUGUUGCAGAAGAGGUUGUACUACCAUACAAAUGGAAAAUACCUCCUGGAAGGCCAAAGAAGAAGCGCGAUAAAACUCUAAGUGAAUUGUUGCAGCCGAAAAAUCAACAUUCAUGUAGCAUAUGUGGGCAGGGACCAUAUAACAAGCGAACGUGUAAAAAUGCUCCACGUAAUAAAUAG